AUGUCCCCAGGUCUGGCUCUUCAUCCGAAUCGGUUCGGUCAAAAAUCCCGCAUCGAUCUCGGGCAGUCCAAGCUUGAAGCUGCUCUCACCAUCACUCCGCUCCGAGAGCCUCUCACAGAGGUAAGCCACAGCGAAGGGAGUGCCGAUUGCUUGAAUGGUCCACCGAUAGAUAAAUCGAUGCGUACGGUGGGCGCUAUUCUGAAGCGAUCGUGGCUCUGGGUGGUAGCAUCGACGGGCUGGUACACGAACGAAUGCCGUGGUGGGGGUCUUGUGGAGGAGAGCACGAGUGCAAACGCGGUUCAUGUUGCUGACGAUAUCGAUGAUAUCACCGUGGAAUGGCUGAUCUGA
Fonsecaea nubica is the source of this 348-nucleotide messenger RNA. RefSeq lists its product as hypothetical. The coding region runs from base 1 to 348 and encodes 115 amino acids. The record is from RefSeq and is a predicted model, not a curated record. The transcript has a single exon. Lineage: Eukaryota; Fungi; Ascomycota; Eurotiomycetes; Chaetothyriales; Herpotrichiellaceae.